Gordionus sp. m RMFG-2023 is the source of this 2933-nucleotide messenger RNA. Its product is annotated as rho GTPase-activating protein 44-like. Gene Ontology annotation, cellular component: intracellular anatomical structure; cytoplasm. The transcript has 16 exons. Bases 164 to 2230 code for a protein of 688 amino acids. The record is from RefSeq and is a predicted model, not a curated record. NCBI's taxonomy places the organism in Eukaryota, Metazoa, Nematomorpha, Gordioida, Chordodea, Parachordodidae. Gene Ontology annotation, molecular function: protein binding; GTPase activator activity. Gene Ontology annotation, biological process: regulation of actin cytoskeleton organization; regulation of Rac protein signal transduction; signal transduction.
AUGCACAUUUUUGGGUUGGCAAUUUAUUCGAGUGAAACACCUUGCUGAUCAAACUGUUGGAAGAGCAGAAAAAACUGAGGUAUUAUCUGAAGAUUUACUAGGCGUUGAAAAACGUGUUGAUAACAUAAAACAUGCAAGCCAUUCAGUUUUAAAAAAAUUAUCAAUGUGCAUGAUCAGUCAAGGGACAGAUUUGGAAAAAAGAUUGAAAAAGAUUCCGGAAACAUAUCUAUCGUCCGCCUUGGUCGAGUUCAGCACAAAUGUUGGCGAAAAUACCCCAUUAGGGAGCGCGUUACGAUAUUGCGGGGAGGCCAUGAGUCACAUAGGUAAAGACACUUUGCAAUACGAAUUGGACAUUGAAAUGAAAGUGUUUCAGCCUUUAAAUAUGCUUUUAGAAACUUACCUUCCAGUAAUCAAUAAGUUCAAAAAACAACUUAAUAGGCAGACACUGGAAAUGGAUAUAUGUAAAACCAGGUAUAAUGAAAUGUUGAGAAGGUCCUAUUGUUCCGUUAAUGAAGUUCAAAGCAAUGCCACCAAAAUUGAUUCGCUUAAGGAUGAUUAUAUAGACGCCUGCAAUAAACUUGAUCAUAUCAAAGAUGCCUACACCACUGAAAUGUUCAAGUUUUUAUCGAAAGAAGGGGAAAUUUCGAAUAUCCUAUUGAACGUUUUAGAAGCUCAAAUAGAAUGUCACAAAAGUUUAUCUACUACUCUUGACAGUAUUUUAGCUAAAGCCCGUGAUUAUAUAAGUUCUUCCUACAUUAAACCCGCGUUCGGCUGCCCUUUACAAGAAUAUUUAGAUCUUACAAACAGUUUCGUUUCUCCUAUUAUCGAAGAUUGCAUCAAUAUACUUUUAGAGAUAGGCUUGGAUGAAGUUGGCUUGUUUCGUAUGACAGGUAGUUCUCCCAAAAUUAAAAAAUUGAAAUCCGCUUUCGAUUCGGGAUCACCGGUAGACAUGCAAGAAUUUAUACAAGAUCCUCACGUUAUUACCGGUAUACUAAAACUCUAUUUAAGAGAGUUGCCCGAACCAUUGCUCACAUUCAAGCUUUACGAUGAGUGGUCAAACGCCGGUAAAAUGGAAGAAAACAGCUUUGGGGAUAAAGAAAUCAAUGAACGCAAUAGCGAAAAUGAGGGAAAGGAGAAGACGUUAUUACGGGAAAAUAAAUUAGCAGUGUUUGCCAGCCUGCUCAAACGAUUGCCAAAAGCUAAUCUUGACAACCUGAGGUAUCUGAUUCAAUUUAUGUCUCUCAUAGUUGAUCACUCGGACGUUAAUUUGAUGACUAGCUCUAAUUUAGCUAUUGUUUUAGGGCCUAAUCUAUUGUGGAAGCACAUGGAUUUAAGGAUGGAUCUUUCGAAUACCAAUGUACAAAAUUCAAUCGCCGAAUUUCUAAUCGUGAAUUGCAAUGCAUUAUUUCCCGAAAAAAUAGACUUCAAAAAUUAUGACAAUUCCAAACCCGUUAAUCUUUUUCGCAAUAAUCAUCUCGACAACAAUCUCGCCCAUUCUAUCCCAGAACCCGGUAGUUAUAAUAAUAAUAAUAUUAUAAACCUCGAUGUCAAUGACAAAGAACACAGUAUUACCCGACACACUUGCCAUUCCUUGAACCAAACCCCCCAACAAAGCGAUUUUCGAAAUCCCCAAAAUAAUCGGGCCAUCUAUUCCCAAGUUGAUCUCUCAAAAAAAUACAAAAAAUCUCUCUCCAAUGGUUCUAAACCAUCCUCCACGCAUUCAACUAUAUCUAAUGACCACCAAUUCGACUCCACAUUUUCUUCUUCAACGCGCUCCUGCAAAGCUACCCCUAAGGUUCAUAACAAGGACAGUAUCAUGUAUCACAGUAGCCACGAGUUAUUGAACAAUACCUCAUUCGCGUGUCUGGGAAUCCCAUCUUCUACUUUUCAUUCGCAGUCAUAUUCCACACAAUCUCCCGUAACACAUCAUCAUUACAAUUCGAACGAAAGCAUAAAUCUUAGUAAUUCUUGCGCUGGCGAUACGCUCCAUCGUACGGGUGAUAAUCAAAGAAAGCUAAAAUCACAUCGAGACUUAUCCAUUAGCCUUCCGCCGCCGCCUCCUCCUAUUCCGUUAUCGAGCUGCCCCCUAGCGCGGGAAGAAAAUUUUGAUAAUUGCGAUACAUUAUUACCCGCACAACAAAUAGCCCGGUGUUGCAAGAUUAAACCUAGUCUACCACCUCCGCCUAAAUUAAGACAGCUCAAAGAAACUUUACAUUAUCAGAAUGCGUAGUUGUUGUUUCUGGAGCAUAUUUUUUUAAGUCUAAUUAUCGUUUUUCAAAUUAUCAAAGAAUAUUUAUUAAAUUUAUAUUCAUUUAAAUUGUUAUGGGUAAGACGUAAAGGUAGGAAAAGUUUCAAAUGAUGAGAAAAAAACACAAAAUAUACAUCACAAAUUUUUAUUAUUAUUAUAUUAUAAUUUUAAAAUGUAUUUUUUUUUACAUUCCUCUGUUUGUAUUAAAAAAAAGAAUUUUUUUAAAUUAAUUUAUUUAUGUAUCAUUUUAUAACGAAUUGAUCUACAUAUUUAGCUUUGGACAUUUGUAUAUUUAUUUUAUCAAGUCAACUUUAAAAAAAAAACAUAACAUAAUAUUAAUGUUCGCAUUAAUUAUGGGCAAUAUUUCUUUGUGAUAUACUCUCAGUCAAAUUUGAGAGAAUACGCAUGGUGUUUUUUUUCUUUAGUUUUUAAAAUGUUAUAAUUUUAUUCAUUUUUCUAUCUAUUUUAAAAACGUAAUUAUUUUUUUUUAAAUGAUAAAUUUUAAAAUAUUUAUUUUUUUAUAUGAAACUAAAUACGACCUAAGGAAAGGACUUGCAUUCGUUUAAAUGCAAGCUCAUCAUCAACUCUAUUUUUUUAAAAAUUAAAUCAAAUAUUUUUAUAGGUUUUUUGUGAUAAAAUAUUAUUUAUUUUAUUUAUAAUGCGCUUUAUCUAAUAUUUAUAGAAA